AUUUGCUGAAAGCAUUUAUUUUCUAUCUCGGUCUUUAUUCUUUGUCAUUCAGCAUUGCCCUUAAGUUAUAGUAAAAUCCAACAUGGCGUUCUUACGAAUGUGUGUUUUGUUGUCUAAAGAGGUUUUUCCUGUGUCUUGAUUUAAUAAUAUAAAACAAAUUAGCUCAUGAACGCUAGCUUGCUUACAUCGUCAUUAGAUUCAUUAAUGCUUCUGCGUAGUGGCCGCUGCUUGUGUGGACUGGCUGCAUCGAGGCUGUUGGUCAGGUGCAGGACAUGGAUGGGGAGCGCUUGAUGGGAGCCCAGGAACACCCAGGCACUGAGACCGGAGCGGAGACAGCCACUGAGACCGGCAGAGCGACGGCCGGGCCGCAGAACACUGCACAGGUGGCUGGUGAGAUUUCCGCUCAGACCAGUCUUGACUCCGAAAAGCUCCCUGUCACCUUGCUGGUUUCCGAGAGUCUCCCAUCUGAAGAGAAACUUAUCAAACGUGGAGAUCAGAGAAGCCAGUCGGAGCAGUUUAUCGUCUUUGAUCAGAAUGGGCAGCCUCUGCAGUACGAACACAUGGUGAUUUUAACAGGGCAACCAGAGAGUGGGUUGUAUGUCAUACCCUCCAGCCAGCUGGAGCAGGCACCGGUGCUGCUUCCCCAAGGACUGCCCAUGGAUGUUGCCGAGGCGACGGGGCCCUGUACUGAGAGGUCGAUUCAAGAACAGAUACAGACAGCUGCUGUGACGACCAUCACCGAGGGUGCCUGCGGUGUAACCGUGACGACGUGUCCCGUCACCCCCACUAAGAUUGAAUCAAGCCCUCCUGACUGCUUCCAGGCCCCAGUACGGCCCCUGCCUCCCAGUGCCCCAAGCUGGGCUCAUAGACUGUGCGGCUGUGAGAAGAUCGGGGAGGCUUACCGUGGUUUCUGCACCACCGAGGCAGAGCUGGAGGCCGUGCUGAUGCUGCACAAACAGCAGACCCACAGUGUGUUUGGCACCCGCCAGUCCCCAUCCCCUGCCAAACCUGCCACGCGUCUUAUGUGGAAGUCCCAGUACGUGCCCUAUGACGGAAUCCCCUUUGUCAACGCAGGCAGCAGGGCUAUCGUCAUGGAGUGCCAGUUUGGCCCUCGGAGGAAAGGCUGCCAGCCCAAGAAAGUGGCUGAGUCAGAGGAUGGCCAGAAUUAUGAGUACAAGGCUACCUGUCCUGCCAGGAUCUAUAUCAAAAAGGUCCGGAAGUUUCCGGAAUACAGAGUGUCCACUGACCCCAAGGUAGACAAGAAGGUGGUCCGUCAAGAGCAAGAGAAAGCCUUUUUCAACCUGAAGAAGAACUUGUGGGAAGCGGGCGGAGUCCUGAGGUAUUACGUUCAGCUGCCCACCAUGCAGGCCCAUCUGUACCAUGACGUGGACGCACCGGCCCUGCCCCCACCUCCCUUGCAGCUCCCCCUGCCUCACAAAGAGGAGCUGCUGGCGGAGGAAGAAAAGGAGCCAGAUGGCAGGAUGGAGCAGGAGACGGGUGACGGCGAGCAGGGGGAGGUGCCAUCACGGCUGCACCCCCGCGUCGCGGAGAAGAUCUGCGAGCUGGUGGCACAGGGUCACCACCAGGUCUACAUGGUCCGCAAGCAGCUCAGGAAGUUCGUGGAGAGAGAGAUGUUCAAGUCAGACGAGGUCCCCGAGAGGCACAACCUCUGCUACUUUCCAACGGUCAAUGACAUCAAGAACCACAUACACGAGGCCCAGAAGGCUUUGCAGCCAAGCAGGGCUGACUACAGUGCUGCCCUCGCAGAGACUCAGUGGACGGCAGAGAGUGAAAACCCUCUGGCCGAGACUGUGACCUUGACGCUGACCUCGGCUCCCGUGGAAGUGAGCCAGAAGGCUGCCGUUCUGGAGGGGAGUGACACCCUGUCCCCGGAGGCCGUCCAGCUCUUCAGCUCCCUCACCUCCCUACAGCCAAAGAUCUUUGCUCAGUUGCGUGGUAUUCAGCUGCAGCCUGUCUUAUGUCCAAGUGAAGGACCUUCAGCACCACCAUGCUCUGGAUCUGAUCUUCUGGGCCCGUCCAGCCCCACCCAGUUCCUGCAGUCCAGCGCUUCCCUCACUGAGGGUGUCUCCCUGACAGACACCCCCACACUGCUGGGCAUGGGCCCGCUAGUGAGUGUGUCUGUCCUCGGGGAAGGGGGUGCCGACGCUGGAGUGCAGCAGAUCCUCCUGGGCGACGCGCAGGCCAUCCCAGUACAAAUCGUAGAGCCAGUCAUCGUUGGGGAGCACGAGCUGGUACACACUCAGGUGAAGGAGGAGACAGAAGACGGCGGGAUCUACCCGCCACAUUCUCCUGGGGACUGAGAAGCAGCCGCGGUGUGGCUGAGCUGCAGGCUCGGCGUCGGACACGAAUGGGGGGCGGGGUGAGCAUGUGGAAGACUGUUCCACCCCGACGACACGGCGCAGACUUCUCUCAGGACCAGACGUCCGGGAUGUUAGGGGGCCACUGCUACCAGUGGUCUGCAGUGAUGAUGCGGGCAGCCUUGCCGAAGAGGAGGGAUUAACCAAUGAACUAUGCAACUGCAUUCAGCUCCAGCUAUCGCAGAGAUGGAGUGGCGUUUGUCAUACAUUGUUUCUUCCUCACUGUCUGUUGGUAAAGAUGUUGCUUCACAGCCCAUCACAGACUAUAAAUUCCUCUAGCUGCUUAACUGGCAUCUACACCACCGUAAACAACUCAAGCUUAUAACUUAACAUCUGGCAAAGGACACCUACCAUACCCUAUGUGUUCAAACAUGAUUUUUAAGAGAUAUUUGUAGUUUGAGCUUAAAGGUCAUGGCACAUGAAGCUGUGUGAUGCUGAGUGGUACACUGGUAUGGUCCUGGAUGCUUUGUAGGCCACGCCAAAUCUUCUAAAGCAGUGUUCCCGAGUUCGGUCCUUGGAGAUCACCAGCCGAUCCAUGUUUUUACAGGAAUGCAGAGGGAGCAAAAAUGUGGGCUGCCUGGUAGGGAGCAAAAACAUCGACUGCCUAGGGCUCGCCAAGGAUCAGGGUGAGAAACAGUGGUGCAAAGGCCAGUUAUCCCAAUGCUUUUGGCCAUAGGGUGUUUCCAUCUUGGUCAUUAAAGGCUAGUGUGUUUCUGAUAUGUAGUUUUUCUAUAAAGCAAGUACAGAUGUGGAAUUUCUACAAUGAGUGAGAUGGAGCAUCAUCUCCUAUCUGCCAAAGAUGCACAAUGCGAGUGAACUAGUAACUCCUGUCUGGCUUUAUAGUGUAGAGCGGUGUUUCCCAACCUGGUCUUUGAGGACCCGCCGAAGAUCCACAUUUUUGCUCCCUCCUAGACUCCCUCGGGACCAGACUGGGAAACACUGAUGUAACAGGUUAACCGUGUGGAGUCAGGCACCUCGCUUGGACUGCUGUAUCCCAGCAGCUUUUUUCAUAUUAAAGUGGCAAAAAGCUGG
This is a messenger RNA of Brienomyrus brachyistius, 3410 nucleotides long. RefSeq names its product calcium responsive transcription factor (gene carf). The record is from RefSeq and is a predicted model, not a curated record. Gene Ontology annotation, molecular function: RNA polymerase II cis-regulatory region sequence-specific DNA binding; DNA-binding transcription factor activity, RNA polymerase II-specific. Lineage: Eukaryota; Metazoa; Chordata; Actinopteri; Osteoglossiformes; Mormyridae. Gene Ontology annotation, biological process: regulation of transcription by RNA polymerase II. Gene Ontology annotation, cellular component: nucleus. The transcript has 15 exons. Bases 273 to 2321 code for a protein of 682 amino acids.